GGUGGGGUGGGGUGGGUGGGGGUGCCCAGUGUGAGCGCGGUGCUUCGCCAUGGAGAUGAGGAAGCGGGUGACGCUGGAGCUGCGCGGGAAGAUGCCAGCCGAGGUGAAGGAGCUGGUGCUGGACAACUGCCGCUCGGACGAUGGCAAGAUCAGUGGGCUCUCCUCCGAUUUUGAAAACCUGGAACACCUGAGCAUGAUCAACGUCGGCCUUCUCUCCAUCUCUAACCUUCCCAAGCUUAACAAACUCCGGAAGCUGGAGCUGUGCGACAAUCGUAUUUCGGGCGGGCUGGAAGUCCUCGUGGAAAAAACCCCGAAUUUGACGCAGUUGAACCUCAGCGCGAAUAAAAUCAGAGAGAUCAGCACGUUAGAACCUCUGAAAAAGCUGCCCCGCCUGCGGAUCCUUGAUCUCUUCAUCUGUGAGGUGACGAAGCUGUUGAACUACCGCGAGAGCAUCUUCACCCUCCUGCCUCAGCUGAUCUAUCUCGAUGACUUCGAUGCCAGCAACAUAUCCAACUUGGAUCUGGAAGCCGACGGGCUGGACGAUGAAUACGAUGAGAACGGAGACGAAGAUGAGGAGGAAGACGAAGAAUCGGAUGAUGAAGAUGACCUGGACGGCGAAGAUGACAAGAACGGGAGAGAUGAUGAGGAUGAAGAGGAUGACGGAGACGAAGAUGAGGAUGUAGAUGUCACAGAUCCUAUGCCUGAAACGAGUAGUGCAAGCAAGAAAAAAGUUCGUCAGUAUUCGCAAGAAUAUUUAAAACUGGGCUUCAUUCCCGCUACCCACGAUGAGAGGUCACCUUUCUGCCUCUUAUGCCAACAAUGCUUGCCCAACGAAUCCAUGGAACGAGGCCGUCUUGAGGUGCAUUUGAAGGCGAAUCAUAGCGCGUACGUAAAUUCAGAUUUAAAUUACUUCAAGUCUUUAAAGGAGAAGUUUGAAAAAACUGUCAGCCGUACUCUUGAGGCUAGUUACGACAUUUCUUUACUCAUUGCUAAAUCUGGAAAAAACCAUACUAUAGGGGAGGAUUUAAUUAAACCAUCAAUAUCGGCGUUUCUUAAAACGGCCCUGGGAAAAGAUGACAGAGAUGUGAAAGCCAUGCCACUCAGUGACCAUACCGUUAGCAGAAGGAUAGAUGAAAUGAGCGAAGAUGUUGAAGCACAGCUUGUUGAAAAGCUGAAAUCAAGGAAAUUCUCAGUGCUAAUGGAUGAAUCGUCUCUGAGAGACAAUGAGGCCGUACUGCUAGCCUAUGCAAGAUAUAUCGAUAAAGGCGAAUUUGCUGAAGAAAUGUUAUUCUGCAAAUCGUUGGAGGCCACCGCCACCGCUACGGAUGUAUAUAAUAAGCUAAAAAAUUACUUAGAUGUCAACAAUAUAUCAAUGGCAAACAUAACGUCUUGCGCUGCAGAUGGUGCUCCUGUCAGGAUGGGCAAGAAAAAUGGCUGCUUAAAAUUGAUGAAAGAUGAGAAUCCAGAAAUGCUUCUCGUGCACUGUGUUAUUCAUAGAGAGAACUUGGUGUCCAAAAACAUUUCUCCUGUUCUUAAUGAGGUACUAAAAUCAGUUAUAAAAUGUAUCAAUGCUAUCAAAGCUAAUGCCAAAUGUGACCGUCUCUUCAAGCAGUUUUGUGAAGAUAAAAACGCAGAGCCGGUGAGACUUUUCCUUCACCCUGAGGUGAGAUGGUGGCUCUCGAAGGGAAACUGCCUGAAAAGAUUCAUGGAACUAUUUGGUGUUCUUAGUCACUUUUUAAGUGACAAGCCUGAAAUGAAGCACCUGCUAACAGUUGACGGUAAAGCGCUGGUGAGUUAUUUAGCGGAUAUCUUUGAAAGACUGAAUACGUUGAAUAAACAACUUCAAGGAACAAAUAAAACUCUUGUGGAUGCAAAGGCGAAGAUAUUUGGCUUCAUUACGUUGAUAGAGUUGUGUCAAAAGCAUAUUUCUGACAAAAAAUUUGACAUGUUUCACUGGCUAAAAAAAUGUGAGGUGACUCCUGCUGCUGUACGUGUCAUCGUGGAUCAUCUGAAAAGACUGGCCUGUGAUUUGAAAGAAAGGUUUUCUGAUUUGAAAGAAACGGAUUUUCCAGCAUGGGUAGUGCAGCCGAUGCUGGUGGAUCUAUCUGAGGUUUCAAUGCAGUACCAAGAAGAACUCUCGGAAAUGCAAAACGAUGAGUCGCUUAAAACUUUAUUCGGUGUAAAAGGAGCCAUGGCGUGGCUGUGUGAUGAGACGGAAGCUAAAUACCCAAAUUCAAGCUACUUUGCAAGAAAACUGCUGUUACCUUUCCCAUCUCCAUAUUUCGCUGAAUGUGGCUUGAAUGCUGUAAAUGAUUUGCUACUGAGGAAAAGAAAUGGAGCGGAUAUCACUGAACGAGGAGACUUGAGAAUGAAGCUGACCAAAUUGGAGCCUAAUAUAAAGUCUCUCUGCAGCAGGCAUCAAGCACAAGCACAAGCAUCUCACUAAAGCUGCAGUCCUACAACAUUUUCCCGGGAGUAAGCCCCAUUGAAGAGAGUGGCACUUACUUCUGAGUAGACAUGCCUAGGAUUGCAGUGUAAAUAUGGUCUUCAGGUGAGCUCAAAUUGUAUUUUGAAUUUGUUAGGUACCUUUAUUUUAAUAUGUAUAGAAAUUAAUAUCAUCAAAGUAUUACAGAAGAAGCUUCCAAUUAUUUUAUAUUUAUGCAUUUCAGUUCUCUAUUAUGUUUUGAAACUUUAUUUGCUGUUUAUUUGUAUCCCUUCAUAUUAUUAUUUUUUAAGUUUCUCAGUACUUCUACUGUCUUUCGUUCUAUUAUUUUUCUCUUUCAUGGAUGCCAUGUUCUUUGGAACCUUGUUUAAACCAAGUUAAUGGCCUUUUAGGCUCCCACCCCGUGAGCAGGAGUUCACUUUUUUAAAAGUAAGAAUUAUAUGUCACGGGAGGGAGGGGCAUCAGGAUUUUAGAGAUGCUUAGGGGGGGCAUGGCCAAAAGAAGGUUGGGAACCACUGAUCUAUGUCAUCUUCCCCAUCUCUUUUUCCUUCUUUCCCAUCUUCUCCAUUUUGUUCUUCUUUUCCUUCUCCUUCUUGAGCUCCAUCUUCUUGAUCAUCUCCUUCUCCUCCAUCUCCAUCAAUAUCAUCUUCUCCAUCUCCUUUUCCUUCUAAUUCUUUUUUAUCUUCUCCGUCUUCUUGAUCUUCUCAAUCUCCUUCUCCAGUUUCCCUAUCUACGUCCAUCUCCUUUUCCUUUUUCCCCAUCUCCUUCAUCUCCUCCUCCUCUUCCAUCUACGUCAUCUUCUCCAUCUCGUUUUCCUUCUCAAUUUUGUUCAUCAUCUCCAUGUUUUCCUUCUUCUCCUCCUUGAUCUUCUCCAGCUUCUCCAUCUACAUCCAUCUCCUUUUCCUUUUCCCCAUCUUCUUCAUCUCCUCCUCCUCCUCCAUCUACGUCAUCUUCUCCAUCUCGUUUUCCUUCUUCUCAAUUUUGUUCAUCAUCUCCAUGUUUUCCUUCUUCUCCUUCUUGAUCUUCUCCAGCUUCUCCAGCUUCUCCAUCUACGUCCAUCUCCUUUUCCUUUUUCCCCAUCUUCCUCAUCUUGUUGUCCUCCUUGAUCUUCUCCAUCUCUUUUGGUCUUUUCCAUCUCCUCCUCCUCCUCCCAUUCUCCAGCUCUUUUCCCUUUUCCGAAUUUUCUCCAACUGUUACUCCCUCUCCGUCUUUUCCUUCUCCUCCAUCUUCUCCUCCUCCUCCUCCUUCUUCAGAAAUGGUUACGAAAGGGAUCUCCACGUUUUCCUGCAUGCGAGAGAAUGCUUGGGAAAUGCAGAUCCAGAGCAAUGAUUUUGCAAAUGUGAUCUUAUGUGUACAGGCAAUUAACUUUAAUCCGUAGUUAUUAACCUUUCCCCCUGACUCUACACUUUCACUGUCGCUUGCGAUAUAUAAAUACAUAUACAUGCAGAUAUGCAUCCACUUAUGGAGGCACCUUCUGUGCAUAUAUUUACCAUGGACGGGAAAGUGUCUGGUGUCGCUUUUAGCUGGAGGUGGCAAGUGGGAAACUUAUGCAACGCUCAACAUUUCUGCGCUUAACGUUUUUUUUUUAAUCUACUCUUCCUUUUGCUUAGUUUUCCUCCUCCUUUUUCCCACUCCUUUUCUUUUCCUUCUUCCUUCCUCCCUUCCCCUUUUCUGUUACUUCCUUGCUUUUCUCCCUCUGUUCCUCCUUUUUUUUUCUCUCAGUCCUUCCUUUUACUCUAAUUUAUUUUUCCCGCAUUCCUUUCCUUCUUACCAUAUUUUUUUUUUUUAUUUGAUUUAUAUGCCGCCCUUCUCCAGAGACUCAGGGCGGCUUACAAUGCGUUAAGCAAUAGCCUUCAUCCUUUUGUAUAUUUAUACAAAGUCAGCUUAUUGCCCCCACAAACUGGGUCCUCAUUUCACCUACCUUAGAAAGGAUGGAAGGCUGAGUCAACCUUGAGCCUUGGCGAGAUUCGAACCCUGCAGUAAUUGCAGGCAGCUGGUCUUAAUAACCAGCUUAAUAACGGUGCCUUAAACCACUGUACUACCAAGGCUCUUUCUUCUUUUCCCUCCCUCCCUCCCUUCCUCUCUUUUCCUCUCCUUUUCUUUUCCUCCUUCUCCCUCCCUCUGUUCUUCCCUUCUUUUUUCUCUCAAUCCUUCCUUUUACUCUUUUAUUUCUUCUUCCCUCCCUCCCUUACCACUUUUCCUUCUUUCCUCCGUCUCUCCUUCCUUCCCCUCCCUCCUUCUUCUUCCUUGCUUCUUCCUCCCUUUUUUCUCUCAAUCCUUCCUUUUGCUCUCUCAUUUCUUUCCCUCUCCUUCCUUCUCUUACCACCUUUUUCUAGCCUGCCUUCCUUCCUCCCUCUCCCUUCCUUCCAUCCCAUCUUUCUUUAAAAGAACUUAGGGCCACCUGCUUAGUGCCGCUUCCUCAGAAUCCUAACCUUGUAAGGUAAGUUGGGUUCAGACUGAGUGACCAGUCCAAAGCCACUCCGAAACACGGCUGACGAGGACCAUAGAUCCCAGAUCUCCCUGGUGCCAAUCCAGCACAUUCGUUUUGGGAGUAGCAUUUCCAAAUGUCUGGCUUUGCUAAACUCGUUUAGGCUGUCUGGAGCUGCUGGGAUUCAGAUUACAGAUUAACAGAGUUAAUCAGAUUAACAGAGUAGGUCAUCUAGCCCAACCCCCCCGCCCAAGCAGGAGACCCUACAAUUUCGGGCCAGGCUGCUCCGAUGGAGGGCACCUGAAACCAUCCUGGAACUUGGGCAGGUCCGGAUGGAGAAAGGACAUGUCAACCCUGAAGGGGAACAUGGCUGAGGCCAUUUUGCAGGCUUCAGGGUUGCCACAAGGAAGAAGAAGGGACAGGGAGAGGGGGGAAUAGAUAGCUUGGGGGGCAUUGUAGUCAAAACUACUUUGCGAGACCGCCUUCUGCCACCAAUAGCCUCCCACCGACCGGUUCGCUCGCACAGAGAGGGCCUCCUCAGGGUGCCGUCGGCCAGGCAGUGCCGGCUGGCGACCCCAGGGGGAGAGCCUUCUCUGUGGCAGCACCUGCCCUCUGGAAUGACCUGCCCCCUGAGAUACGCACGAUAUCAGACCUCCGGACUUUUCGUCGGGCCCUGAAAACACACUUAUUCCAUCUAGCUGGGCUGGCUUGAUCCCAUCCUCUCAGUUUUAAAUUUGAAUUUGGUUUUAAUUGGGUUGUUUUAAACUUGGGCCAAAAUUAUUUGUUUUUUAAAAUGUUUUUUAAAUUUUAUAUGCUAUGUUUUAUCUUGGCUGUACACAGCCCUGAGUUCCGCAGGAGAAGGGUGGUAUAGAAAUAAAAUAAAAUUAAAUUAAAAAAAAAAACAAGACGUUUUCCUGUGGGAACCAAGGACACUCCCAACAGGUGGCUGGGGAGGAGGAGGAGUGAAGUAACCAAGCAACCGGCCAGCUCCUCGAUUGGACAAUGUGACUGAGGACUUGGAGGGAGGGAGGGGGAACUUUUACUCUUGAAUCAGCUGAAAGCUGCGGGAACUUUCAGAGCCGGUUUUCCCAAAUUGUGCCAAUAUGAAGUAUCCAAUAAAUUGUUCCUUGAGGAAUCUUA
Molecule: messenger RNA, 6011 nt
Organism: Pantherophis guttatus
Lineage: Eukaryota; Metazoa; Chordata; Lepidosauria; Squamata; Colubridae
Product: protein FAM200C-like
Molecular function (GO): protein binding
Source: RefSeq, a predicted model, not a curated record